Messenger RNA from Cyphellophora attinorum, 1575 nucleotides. RefSeq names its product Succinyl-CoA:3-ketoacid coenzyme A transferase 1, mitochondrial. The record is from RefSeq and is a predicted model, not a curated record. Bases 1 to 1575 code for a protein of 524 amino acids. The transcript is spliced from 2 exons. Gene Ontology annotation, molecular function: succinyl-CoA:3-oxo-acid CoA-transferase activity. Gene Ontology annotation, biological process: ketone body catabolic process. Lineage: Eukaryota; Fungi; Ascomycota; Eurotiomycetes; Chaetothyriales; Cyphellophoraceae.
AUGCCAACAGCACGAGUUACGCAGUUACCAGGUUUCUCGGCCACACUACGACCUUCUCCAACAACAUCUUGGGCAAGAACGUCAGCACGAUCGUCAGCAGCAGCGGCAGCAUAUUUCUUCCCACAACAUCGAACAUUCUCGCAACAACUCAAACUCGAAAAUGGCAUCACGAUCCUCUCCCAGGGCUUCGGCCUUUGCGGCGUUCCUGAAACCCUGCUUGACGCUAUCCGUGCCGCCAACCUACGAGACUUGACCGUCGUCUCCAACAACGCCGGCGCCCGCGACAAAGGUCUUGCCAAGCUCUCCGAGACUGGACAGAUCUCAAAGAUGAUCGGCUCGUUCAUUGGCACUAACAAGCCGUUGGUCAAGUCCUUCCUCGCGGGUAAAGUCUCCGUUGAGCUGUGCCCACAAGGAACUAUCGUUGAACGUUUGAGAGCAGCUGGCGCCGGCAUCCCGGCAUUCUUCACACGAACGGGCGUCAACACGCACGUCCAAACCGGGGAGAUCCCCGCUCGGUACGACUCGAAUGGCGCCAUCAUCCAAUAUGCACCUGCCCGCGAAACCCGCGUCUUCGAGGACGACAAAAUGUAUCUGAUGGAGCGCGCACUGCACGGAGACGUAGCAAUCCUGCGCGCAUGGAAGGUCGAUCGGGCUGGUAACUGCAUCUUUCGGUCCACCACGCGCAACUACGCUACCGUGAUGGCUAAAGCAGCGAAGCUUACGAUCGUGGAGGCCGAAGAGAUUGUCGAAAUCGGCCAAUUCGACCCAGACCAAGUGCACCUACCAGGCAUCUUCGUCGAUCGCGUCGUCCCCGCGACGGCGGAGAAGCAUAUUGAGAUCUUGAAAGUCGACCAGGGAUCCGCAUCAUCCUCCUCUUCCAGCUCCUCCAACGGCACUGAACAAAGCGAAGACGAACGCAAACGCAUCCUCAUCGCAAAACGCGCCGCCAAAGAACUCAAAGACGGCUCCUACGUUAAUCUAGGCGUCGGCAUCCCCACCCUCGCCCCCUCCUACCUUCCCGAGGGCGUUAACGUGACACUGCACUCCGAGAACGGCAUCCUUGGAAUGGGCCCUUAUCCCGCUUCUGCUGAACAAGCAGAUCCAGACACCGUUAACGCGGGCAAGGAAACUGUCACACUCUACCCUGGCGCAGCUGUGUUCGACACAAGCGACAGUUUCGCAAUGAUCCGCGGCGGACACAUCGACGUCUCCAUCUUGGGCGCCCUCCAGGUCUCCGCUUCCGGCGACUUGGCCAACUACAUGGUGCCCGGCAAAGUGUUCAAUGGAAUGGGCGGCGCGAUGGAUCUGGUCUCGAACCCAGACGAGACGAAAGUAGUCGUGGCGACGUAUCACACGGACAAAAAUGGAAGGAGCAAGAUUGUGGAGAGCUGUGACCUACCAUUGACUGGGAGGGGGGUGGUGAGUACCAUCAUAACGGAGCUGUGUGUUUUCGAGGUAGACAGGAAAGGAGCUGGGUUGACACUGACCGAGCUAAGUGAGGGGGUGAGUGUGGAGGACGUACGGCGGUGUACGGAGGCCAAGUUCAAGGUCAAGGAGGGGUUGGGAACGAUGUGA